GCAGAGCUACAAGAAGCUGCUUCUGAAGCACUUGCAUUCUCCUGUCUCUGAUCUCUUCAAAUCAUCCUUCAAAAUGAGCAAGAUCAUUGUUUAUACCAAAGAAGGCUUUCAGGGCAGAACAGCUGAAUUCAAAAACAAUGUCCACGACUUGGAGGAAAAGGGUUUCAACAAAGUCAUCUCAUCUCUGAAAGUCAUCGGCGCUCCAUGGGUAGCAUAUUAUGGCAAGUGUUUUGUUGGAAAGCAGCGGGUGUUCGAGGAGGGAGAGUACCCUGUCCUUGAGGACAAAGCAAUGUUCUCUUCUCUCAAGGUAGUCACAGCUGACCUGGGCAACCCUGAAAUCCAGCUGUUUGAACAUGUGAAUUAUGGCGGAAGGGAUGUGACCCUAUAUCAAGAAACCAAUCUUCACAACAUCAAUUUCAGUGACAUAGCUUCUUCCCACAAAGUGAAAGGUGGUGUCUGGGUACUCUAUGAGUACAUCAAUCGUCAGGGUCGCCAGCUUGUUUCUUUUCCUGGGGAGGAAAUUUCCAGCUAUCUUCCAAUCUCCUUCAAUGACAUUGCCAGCCAUGUGCGUCCCCUGCUGCCUAAGCCGUAGACAGCAUCAUUCAAAGCAGGCUUUCUCCAGCUAAAUGUGAACUGAAACCCUUUUGGAAAGAAUGAGGCAGGUGGUGGGGAACGACUGAUCCUGACAACAAACAAUGACUGUGACAGCGACGCUGUAAUACAUCUGAAGAAACAUCAUCUAAUCAGAGACCUUAUCACUUAAGGAUAAAUGUGUAAAAACAUUAGUUCACCUGAUAAUCUUUAUAAAGUUGACGGUUGUUUUGGCUUUUCAUCUUUAGUGAUCAGUGGCAGUAAACAUGCUGCAGAAUUGUUAUGCAUCUACCAAAGAUCCGGUUGUAUUUGAAUGUAUUUCCCCGUUAGAAUGGAGUAAAUAUUGAAAGGGUUUCUGAAUUCAUAUUAUGAGCAAGAGACACAAUGAAUGUUGUAUUAAUUUGUCAAAAUAAAG
Molecule: messenger RNA, 1006 nt
Organism: Paramisgurnus dabryanus
Lineage: Eukaryota; Metazoa; Chordata; Actinopteri; Cypriniformes; Cobitidae
Product: epidermal differentiation-specific protein-like
Biological process (GO): lens development in camera-type eye; visual perception
Molecular function (GO): structural constituent of eye lens
Source: RefSeq, a predicted model, not a curated record